Messenger RNA from Rubroshorea leprosula, 1530 nucleotides. NCBI's taxonomy places the organism in Eukaryota, Viridiplantae, Streptophyta, Magnoliopsida, Malvales, Dipterocarpaceae. The record is from the annotation of a GenBank genome assembly.
AUCUGAAAGAAAAUUAGAUUACGUUGGAGUUUUGGGUCUUUUUAAUCCCUGAAAGAAAUCUAAUGCAGUUGGGUUUCUUUUUCUCUUGGCAAACGUGUGGAGUCGAGGGUUAGAAAGUUGAAGGUCCGGUAUUUCUCUUACCAAAAGCCAUGUCUGCUUUUCCUGCUCCAUCGUGUGGGUGCAUAAAUGUGUUCUGGGACGACGGGAUGCUAAGCCACGAUACGGGCAGUGGUGUAUUUGACUCCGGGGUUAAGCCCACCUUCUUAGACGUUCUAGAAAAGCACCCUGAGAACUCAGAGAGGGUGAAGAACAUGGUUUCAAUACUCAAGAGAGGACCCAUCUCGCCCUACAUCUCUUGGCAUUCCGGCAGAUCUGCUGUCCUCCCUGAAUUGCUCUCUUUCCACACCCAAGAAUAUGUAAAUAAACUAGUUGAGGCUGACAGAGAUGGAGGCAAAGAAAUUUGUACUGGAACUUUCUUGAACCCUGGCUCAUGGGAUGCUGCUCUUCUAGCUGCUGGUACCACACUGUCAGCAAUGAAGCAUAUACUUCAUGGACAUGGAAAAAUUGCUUAUGCAUUGGUGAGGCCUCCAGGUCACCAUGCCCAACCUACUCAAGCAGACGGUUAUUGCUUCCUUAACAAUCCAGGUCUUGCAGUUAAAUUGGCCUUGGAUUCUGGAUGUAGUAAGGUUGCAGUUGUAGACAUUGAUGUUCAUUAUGGCAAUGGGACUGCAGAGGGGUUCUACAGGUCCAGCGAUGCUCUCACUAUUUCCCUUCAUAUGAACCAUGGUUCAUGGGGUCCUUCUCACCCGCAAAAUGGGACUGUCGUUGAACUUGGUGAAGACAAAGGGUUUGGGUAUAAUUUGAACAUACCAUUGCCAAAUGGAACCGGGAACAAAGGAUAUGAACAUGCCAUGAUACAGCUGGUUGUCCCAGCUAUUGAGAAGUUCAGGCCAGAUAUGAUAGUGCUGGUGAUUGGUCAAGAUUCAAGUGCUUUUGAUCCAAAUGGGAGGCAAUGCUUGACGAUGGAUGGUUAUAGAGAGAUUGGGCGGAUAAUCCGGGGCUUGACAGAUAAAUAUUGUGAUGGACGCCUUCUUAUUGUCCAGGAAGGAGGAUAUCAUGUUACAUACUCAGCUUAUUGUCUUCACGCAACACUUGAAGGUGUGCUUAAUCUUCCACUUCCUCUAUUAUCUGAUCCUAUUGCAUAUUACCCAGAGGAUGAGGCUUUUGCAGUAAAAGUUAUUGAAUCUAUUAAACGUUACCACAGAGAGACAGUACCAUUUCUUAAGGAACCUUGAUUCAGGAGCAUCUUCUUCACAGAUGCUCUGUAGCCUGCAGUUAGCUCUUGUUGCAUGCCUGUAACUUUAUAUUGAAACUUGUAAGAUAGAAAUAUGAAUAUGUUGAUCUUGAAUGUAUUUCUUGAGUGGAUGAACAUGCGUUUUGGCUUUCUGAUGUGUGUUGACAUUCAUGCCAUCGGCAUUAGUCCAAUGUUUCUGAUUUUAUGCAUUAUAUACAUAAAUGAUAGUUAAAUCU